AUGUUUUGGCGGAAGCCGUUGGCCCUUCUUGGGUUCCUAGCUACCGUGAGUAGCACGGUAGCUGCCCCUACGGAGGUGGACCUCGAGUGGGAGAAUGAGGACGGCAUGUUCUUUCGAGCUGAUAGACGUUCGCCCGAUGCAAUCAAAGCCGCUGGUGCUUUCAAAACAUUCGCUCAAAGCAAGGGAACGAAGCCAAACUAUAGUCUGUGGGACCAUUGCAAGAUCAAGGAAGCAUCCGCUUCGUUUGGAAAUCUUCCAGAUGAUGGCUAUGUUGGCACGAGUGUGGACAUCAACUUCUGUUCGAAAUGGAUGGUGGAAAAGCUCGAGGACGGCAAAACUGAGAACAUCGAAUCUACCAUUUACAAGGUUGCGUCCGAUAAAAACCUCAUUAGUUGCCAGGAAACCCUCGGAAAACAUAAUCCAGAACCCGUCGAACAAGAAUACGCUGCUAUCGACGGCAUUCCUUGGAAGCAAGUCGUAGGCUGGUACAACACCUUCACUGUGCGUGGAGGAGGGAGCACGAAAACGGUCACAAACGCCAUGUACCAUGAAAACCCGGACUUUGAUUCAGCUACAUACAAAAACCUCCCCGACGGUACCCCCAGCGCCACCAACAACUAUAACUACAGACUUGCUGGAUUCCCCCUUAAGGACAAAAGAUGGAAGGAGAAACCUUUUGUAGACGCUAUGGAUCCUGUCUGCGGUCAGGCAGAAUCAUCGGGAGGGAAAGGCAAGAAGGGGAAGAAGAACGCUCGCCGCGAUGUCGAUGACAUUGAAGAUGACGAAGAUAUGGAGAUCUUGGCCCGAGACAGCGAAGACUCGAACCUGGUCGCUAGAGCCAGGGGUUCCAGGGGCGGAAGUAGGACCCGGAGGCCCAGGCCGAAGAGGCCUGCAAGAAAGCCCGCGAAGAAGCCCACGAAGAAGCCAACGAAGAAGCCAACGAAGAAGCCUACAAAAAAGCCAACGAAGAAGUGCACGGUAGCUAUGAAGAAGGCAGGAAAGUGCGGCACUACUUCGACCUGCUCGGCUGCAGCAAAGAAGAGGAAUGGUGGCAAAUGCCCCAUAAAGAACACUUGCACUGCCGCUCAGAAGAAGGCUAAUGGUGGCAAAUGCCCCAUAAAGAACACUUGCACUGCCGCUCAGAAGAAGGCUAAUGGCGGUAAAUGCCCAGUAAAGGCCACUUGCACUGCUGCCCAAAAGAAAGCCAAUGGUGGUAAAUGUCCGGUAAAGAACACAUGCACGGCAGCCGAGAAGAAGAAGAAUGGUGGCAAGUGUCCCCCGAAGUCGUGCCCCUUACCUAAGACCAACAACCAACUUGCGCAAGAGUAUAUCAAGUUGUGGAAGUCAGGAAAGCUUGGGAAGGGUAAGAAAGCUGGAUCUGGCUCUAGCACUGGGAAGAAGGGAAGGGGCGGCAGGGCCUGA
This is a messenger RNA of Didymosphaeria variabile, 1422 nucleotides long. RefSeq lists its product as uncharacterized. Bases 1 to 1422 code for a protein of 473 amino acids. Gene Ontology annotation, molecular function: toxin activity. The record is from RefSeq and is a predicted model, not a curated record. Lineage: Eukaryota; Fungi; Ascomycota; Dothideomycetes; Pleosporales; Didymosphaeriaceae. The transcript has 3 exons.